AUGCGGAAGCACAUGGUGGCGUCCUAAAGAAAUGCGUUCAGUUCAGUAGUAACAUCUGCUAAUGGUUAAUUAUACUGUGUUUACUGUAGAUAUUUCCUCUUUAAUCACGCAUUUAUCGUGGUAGCAUCGGACUAAGUUAGUUUGGUCGCUUCAAAUUUAAUACGUUUCUAUCAUGGUUCGAGCGAGGAGGGCAAAACCAGUGCAAAGGUCAAAGAAGACUCAGCAAUAUGAUGAAGAUGACCCUGAAGGCUACAGGGACAUGCCCGUCCCUGAUAAGAAAUCGUCCCAGUACACAAAGGACAAAAUCGAUGAGUUUCAUGAUGAGAAGAUUGCACAACUCCUUGCCCGUGGAGUGCAAGUGGAGAGUGACGAGGAGGAGGUGGAUGAUGAGGAGGAAGUGAUGGCUCUGGAUGAUUCUGAGGAGGAUGAGGAAGAAGAAGAGAUUGAGGAAGAUGAGGAGGAAGGAACUGACAUGGACAGUGAUUUAGAAGGGAAAAAAGAAGAAGAUCUUCCUAAUGAAAUGGCCUGGGGUAGCAAGAAGAAGAUGUAUUAUGACUCUGACUAUCUGACCAAAAAAGGGAAAACACACGAAGAACUGGAAACAGAAGAGCAAGAAGAGGAGGAAGAGGCCAAAAAUAUCCAAAAGCGUUUGGCUGAAAAUCUGAGUGAGGAGGAUUAUGACUUAAACUUUUUUCAGGAGUUCGCUGUAGAGGACAAGGAUGAACAGAAGCCUGUGGAAAAAGAGGAGAGGAUUGUCAAAGACCUGAAACAGAUGUCCCAGAAGGAGAAAAUGAAACUUCUGAAGAAGGAGUCACCUGAACUGCUUGAACUCAUCCAGGACUUUAAGGCAAAGCUUACAGAACUGAAGGAUGAGCUGCGGCCCCUCAUACAGAUGGUCAAGGAUGGAAAGAUCCCACCAGGAAAGGGUGCUAACUACCUGAAGACCAAACAGCAACUCUAUCUAAACUACUGCACAAACAUCAGUUUCUACUUGGUGCUGAAAGCUAAACGAAUCCCUGCUCAUAACCAUCCUGUGAUUGAAAGACUGCUCACCUACAGAAAUCUCAUUAAUGAACUCGGUGCAGUAGAUGCCCGGCUUGCACCACAGUUUCGUAGACUGCUGGAAGGUGAGGAGACCGAUAAGGUCAACAGCAGCUCAGCGGCAACCAAGAAGGCAGCAGUCUCCAAUAAGAAGGAAAAGGAUGCUGAAGAAACAAAGUCUGACUUCACAGAGGACUCAGAGUCUGACCUGGACGAAGAAGCAGCUCUACGUUUCUACAAAGACAUGGAGGAGCGGUUAAAACGAAAGAGAAAGGGUGACACUCCAAUGGUUGAAGGGUUGGAGGACCAGGAAGAUGAAGAACUGGAUCCAGAUGCUAAAAGAGGCAUCACUUAUCAGAUGGCCAAGAACAAAGGGCUGACACCAAAGAGGAAGAAGAUUGACCGUAAUCCCAGAGUCAAACACAGAGCCAAGUUUAAGCGGGCCAUUAUCCGCAGAAAGGGACAGGUCCGUGAGGUUCGGCGUGAGGAGAAGAGAUACAGUGGUGAGAUGUCUGGUAUUCGUGCUGGAGUCAAGAAGAGCAUCAAACUUAAGUAAACAGGAAAAAUUCUUAACCCUGAGAGUGAGACAGCACUGCUGGACUGUACCUGUAAAGGUUUAUUACAUGUGAUCGCUGUAUUAAAGCAUGUCAGUUGAAGCAUUUAACUACAUGUCAUUGUAUAAAGAGACUGAAAUGAUGUUUUUUGUAGUCUGACUUACUGUGCAAUGUUAAUAAACAUUCAAAAAAUGUUCAA
This is a messenger RNA of Sphaeramia orbicularis (orbiculate cardinalfish), 1794 nucleotides long. RefSeq names its product UTP3 small subunit processome component (gene utp3). Gene Ontology annotation, biological process: maturation of SSU-rRNA from tricistronic rRNA transcript (SSU-rRNA, 5.8S rRNA, LSU-rRNA). The transcript has 16 exons. Bases 173 to 1597 code for a protein of 474 amino acids. Gene Ontology annotation, cellular component: nucleolus; small-subunit processome. Lineage: Eukaryota; Metazoa; Chordata; Actinopteri; Kurtiformes; Apogonidae. The record is from RefSeq and is a predicted model, not a curated record.